UCAGCGGUUAGUCACAGUCGUUGUCUGCAGGUCGUCAUCAAAGCCGUUGUAAUCGAGUAUCGGUUUUAGAAAACCAAACCGUAAAAAAGAAAACACCGGCCUUUACCGGGAUUAAAGAUAUAAACAUUACAAAACGGUGUGUCUGGAUUUGUUACAUAUUUUUUUAAUCUCGUCGAGAUUCGACAUGCUCGCGUUGGUUUAAGUGUACAGUGUGAAAAGUGUAGUGUCAAUUACAUUACCAUUAAACUUUCAAAAUACUUUUAUAUGAUACAAAUAUGGAAACCGAAUCAAACAAUAAGGACACAUCCAUGUCACUUUUGAAUGGCACACAUCCUUCUCUGAGUGAUGACACCUUCAAGCACGCCAGCAGUUCUUUGCUUAAUGUCUUGCCUUCGUUAAGACAUUUAAAAGUGAUUGGAGAACGUGGGUCAGGUUUUCGACCAAAAGCUGGCGAAGUUCAAGACUUUGAAGUAUUAAGAAAUCAAUGUUUACAACGCGGGGCACUGUUUGAAGACCCUGAUUUUGAUACAGUAGACUCAUCGAUAUUUUACAGUCGUAGUCCAGACAGACCUUUUGAAUGGCUCAGACCUAAAGAAAUAGCUGACAAUCCUAUUCUAUUCCACGAGGGUGCUUCGAGGUUUGACGUAAAACAAGGAGAGUUAGGAGAUUGUUGGUUGCUAGCAGCCAUAGCCAAUCUCACGUUGAAUGAAAAGCUCUUGCAUCAAGUUGUACCUAAUGACCAAGGGUUUGAUGAUAAAUAUGCAGGAAUAUUCCAUUUUAGAUUUUGGCAGUAUGGUAGAUGGGUGGAUGUGGUUGUUGAUGAUAGAUUGCCUACUUACUCUGGUAAGUUGGUGUUUCUUAGAUCGGCAACAGAGAACGAGUUUUGGAGUGCUCUACUUGAAAAAGCAUAUGCCAAACUUCAUGGAUCUUACGAAGCAUUAAAAGGGGGUAGUACGUGUGAAGCUAUGGAAGAUUUCACUGGUGGAGUAUCUGAAAUGUUUGAAUUGAAUGAAGCACCACCUAAUCUGUUCACUAUUAUGUUGCACGCUUUUCAGCGUUCCUCAUUGAUGGGUUGUUCUAUUGAGGCUGAUCCAAGUGUCUCUGAGAUGGAAACACCACAAGGUCUUGUAAAAGGUCACGCAUAUAGCAUCACUCGAGUGUCUUACGUGGAUAUAACUACACCAAACACUACUGGCAAAAUUCCGUUGCUCAGAUUAAGAAACCCAUGGGGAAACGAGGCUGAAUGGAAUGGACCAUGGAGUGAUAAAUCUCCGGAAUGGAGGUUUAUUUCCGAAAGUGACAAACAAUCAUUGGGACUUACAUUUGAUGCGGAUGGUGAAUUUUGGAUAUCAUACAAAGACUUUCUCAAGUAUUAUUCAAGGUUAGAAAUUUGUAACUUGAAUCCUGAUCUUCUUGACAAAGAACAACUUGGUGCAGAUGCUAAAAAACGAUGGGAAAUGAGUGUUUUUGAGGGUGAAUGGGUACGAGGCGCAACAGCUGGAGGAUGUCGUAAUUUUCUAGAUACAUUUGCCAAUAAUCCUCAAUAUCGGAUAACUCUUGAAGACCCUGACGAUGAAGACGAAGAAAAUAAGUGUACAGCUAUUAUUGCCUUGAUGCAAAAAAAUCGUCGAGCUAUGCGUAAAAUAGGAGCAGAGUGUUUGACUAUUGGAUUUGCAGUUUAUCAGCUUAUCAAUCCAGACUCACUACCAAAACCUUUAGAUACAAAUUUUUUCAAAUAUAAUGCUUCAACUGCCAGAAGUCCAACAUUUAUUAACCUUAGAGAAAUCAGUAGUCGUUUUAGUCUACCCCCUGGAACUUAUUGUAUUGUUCCUUCCACGUUCGAUCCCAACGAACAAGGUGAAUUCUUACUCAGGGUAUUCUCUGAACAUAAAAAUAACAUGGCGGAACUCGAUGAUGAAAUCGGUAUUGGUGAAGUCGAUGUUAAGAUUAAAGAACAAGAACCAGAACCAGCUAAAGUAGACGCAGCAAAUGAAAAGAUAAAAGAAUUCUUCCUUAAACUGGCUGGAGAAGACCAAGAAGUUGACUGGAUGGAACUUAAAGAAAUUUUGGACUAUGCUAUGAGAAACGAUAUCGCAAGUACAACCCCAACCUCAGAUAAUUUGUUUGUCAAUUUACUACAGAAUUUCUGCCAAGCUUUUUGUCAAAAUACUGCUUUAGGGGCAACAUUUAACAUGGAAAAAGCCGGAUUUUCCAAAGACGUGUGCCGCAGUAUGAUUGCUAUGUUAGACUGGGAUAGAUCGGGUAAAUUAGGAUUUGAAGAGUUUAAAUCGUUGUGGGUAGACAUUAGACAGUGGAAGACUGUGUUCAAAAUGUACGACAAAGAAAGCAAAGGUUAUAUUACUGGAUGUGAAAUGAGACAAGCUUUGAAUUCAGUUGGAUACCAUCUUAAUACUCAUAUACUAAAUGUUCUUUGCCAUCGAUAUGCCACCAAAGAUGGGAACAUUAUGUUUGAUGAUUUUAUUAUGUGUGCUGUUCGGCUUAAGACUAUGAUAGAUAUGUUUAAGGAACGUGAUUCAAACAACAAAAAUAUUGCUUCAUUUUCGUUAGAAGAAUGGGUUGAAAGAACAUUAUAUUCAUAAGUAUCAAAUAACUUCACUGCCUUACAAUGAAUAUUGAUCUGAUAAGGGUAUUAUUUAUUUUUUUAACAAAGCUUUUAUAUUUUUAAAUAUAGGUAUGUAUCAUUGUACCUAAAAUAUGUAAUGCCAAUUAAUUUUAUAGCCUUUAUUGCUAUUGAAUAGCGUAGCUUUAGCUUUAAGAAAGACUUUUAAGCUAUAUUAUUAGUAGAUGUUGUCUAUAUAAUUUGGUGCUUUAAACUAUUAUGAUGUUACACAAAUUUUUGAUACAGUUUUUUAUUAUUUCCAUAAAUACAAAGUUGUACAGGGUUUUUAUUUAAGUUUCUUUAAAAAUCUAUAAAUAGCUAAAAUAUUUUAAUAAUGAAUCAAUGAAGUUAUUGAGAUAUGCUUAAAGUUCAUUAUGAAUGAAGUAUAAAAUAAAAUUUUUCAUGUUUACUUUGUUACUAUAUAAUUUUGUAAGUUGUAUAUUUUCAAAUUGCUUGUUUUGUACAUCUGUUAUGUCAAAAAUAUCAUUAAUUAUUUUCAAUCGAUUUAUAUAAUUUGAUAUAUUGUUAAUUUAUAGUGUUUAUUUGAAAUUAAAAAAUUAUCAUUAUUAUGCCGUUCUUAUAUUAAGUGAUUGUAAAAAUUUUAUUUGAAAAUCUUGUCUGGUUCUAAUUAUGUAUUCAUCUCAGGUACUCACAUUUGUGUAUUAAUAACAAUCGAGGAGCACAGUACAAAAAUAAUAUCGUCAGUUUCCUUUUCUUUAUAGUGUGUAAUUUAAAUAUAUGAAUUUAACAAUAAUGUAUUUUUUUACAGGUUUAAUGUUUUUUGUCUUAUAGUAUUUAUUUUGUUUUAAUAUUUUAUGUUUUUUACUGAAUUAUUUUGAUUGCCAAAUUUUUGUUCAUUAUUGUAAUUUUAUGUGUUUCUAAUAUUAUAAAUGUUUGAAAAAAUUAAAAUUAAAUUUAUACCUUUGUUAA
Daktulosphaira vitifoliae (grape phylloxera) is the source of this 3550-nucleotide messenger RNA. It is a transcript of the gene CalpA, whose product is annotated as calpain-A. The record is from RefSeq and is a predicted model, not a curated record. The coding region runs from base 276 to 2600 and encodes 774 amino acids. Gene Ontology annotation, biological process: proteolysis. NCBI's taxonomy places the organism in Eukaryota, Metazoa, Arthropoda, Insecta, Hemiptera, Phylloxeridae. Gene Ontology annotation, molecular function: calcium ion binding; calcium-dependent cysteine-type endopeptidase activity. Gene Ontology annotation, cellular component: cytoplasm. The transcript is spliced from 14 exons.